ACGGACAUGAGUCAUUGUGAAUGAUUAAUGGACUAGCUCUUAAUCAUAAGACAAGGAAGAGGAGCCCAGUGAGCCUUUCCUAUGACUACUCUGACUCAGAACUUCCUUUCCUCCUUUCUUCAGGAGAAUCAAAACCGGAAGUUCAUCCCUGGCCCUCUUGCUUUCUGGCCUUUGGCAAGCAGCAAUUUCUCAGUCAACAUGAACUACUCAAUCACCCUACACCAGAUUUAUAUUCAGUAAAUCCACUCCAACCAGGAGAUUCUUGCCCAGAGGACCAGCAGCAGCAGCAGCAGUGGCAACAGCAUUCUGAUAAAAGCCACGGGGCGGGGGGGGGGGGGAGCAAAGAAAAUAAAGGAAGAGGAGGUUCUCAACCCUUGUCUGGGAGUACAAAUGAGAGGGGGACUUCUCUGGUUUUCCCUCACUCACCCCAGGGACCAUCCAUAAGCUCCUGGGCAGGCAGCCGAGUACUGAAGGUACAACUCAGUCCACCUUGUGCCCAUAGCACAAGCUCUGGGGAAGUGCACAGAGUUCGUGAGAGGGCAGGAACAGUUGAGUUUGGAAAGCAUGGACUAGAUUUUAGCCAGAAGACAAAUCUAUUCAGACACAAGGCAGUCAUGCGUGUGCAGGGAGUGUGGAUGAGGUUUCAGCAGGAAGUCUCAUCUCAUCAGACACGAGAGGACACACACAGAGGAAAAGCCUUGUGUGUAAGGGAGUGUGGAUGAACUUUUAGCUCGCAGUCACACCUCCUCUCACACCAGAGGACACACACGGGAGAAACCCUUUGUGUGCGCAGUAUGUGGGCAAGGCAUUAGUGAAAAGUAAGACCUUGUUAAGCAUCAGAGGAUUUACACAGGAGAUAAGCCUUGUGUGUGCAGGAACUGUGGAACUGUGGCCAAAGCUUUAGAGUGAAAUCACAUCUCAUCCUACACCAGAGGAUACAUUCAGGGGACAAGUCUUUUGUCUGCAGGGAGUGUGGUUGGGGCUUUAGUGAUAGAUGAACCCUCAUCACCCAUCAGAAGACACAUUCUGGAGAGAAGCCUAAAGUGUGGGGGGAGUGUGGGCAAGCUUUUAGCCACAAGACAAUCCCCACCAGAGAACAAUCACAGGAGAGAGGCUUUACAAGUACAUGGCGUGUGGCCGAGACUUUAGCCUCAA
Molecule: messenger RNA, 1155 nt
Organism: Mustela lutreola (European mink)
Lineage: Eukaryota; Metazoa; Chordata; Mammalia; Carnivora; Mustelidae
Gene: ZNF589
Product: zinc finger protein 589
Molecular function (GO): zinc ion binding
Source: RefSeq, a predicted model, not a curated record